UAGUAACGUGCACCUUGUCGUGUCUUCACUUCCUCAGCAGCCUACAUAUUUUGCACGGCUGUUUUUGUGUGUCAGUAUAUAGUGGAUAAAGUUGGGCUGUCAGAAGUUUCAACUAUAGGCAAAGGUGUUGGGUGUAGAUCGGUGGGCUUAACUUCAAACAUCUCAGAGACCACGACUGUGCUGCAGGAGGUAUCUGCAACACUCUGCAAUGAUCUGCAAUGAUCUCAUUUGACAUGGAAGAGAUGAAGAUUACAGGAUUAAAAUGGAGCAAAAAUGGAUGCAGCUUCUGGUGAUCCUGGUGUUUUACCAAAGAAUAAACACUGGAGCUUGUGAAGAGAGAGUGAAGCAGGGACAGCCGUAUGAAAUCACCUGUAGGCUUCAAAAAUCUGUCUCUACCUAUUUCUGGUUUAGAGUACUGGACACACAUGCUAUGGAAUUCAUUGCAUCGUACGGCAUCAAUGGGAUAAAGACACAAUCAUCCACCUUCUCUUCCUUCAGUCAUAGAACAAGCGGAACAAUCUUCAUCCUCACAUUGAACUCAUUUGACAAAACUCGCGACAGUGGCGUUUACGGCUGUGCAUUUCAGAAACAGUCGAAAUUGGAGUUUGAUGGGGUUACUCGACUGGUUGGAGAAAAAGAUGAAGUCCAAAAAGAAGCACCAGUGGCAACCAUCGAACCAACUCCAUGCACCACCGCCAUACCAUGUGUCUGUGACAAGACAAGAGAGCAAGGGGAAACAAAUCCUUCCAUGCUUUGUUCUCCGAUCAUAUUGGGUCCACUCGCUGGCAGCUGUGGCCUUCUUCUUCUACUCCUUAUCAUCACCACUCUGUACUGCAACAAAAUACGAACACGGAGAUGCCCACACCAUUAUAAAAGAAAACCACGGCCGAUGCCUCCUGGAAAACAGAUGAUGACCAACAGACGGACAUAAAGUGACAUGGACGUUCCUUUGCACUGAAAAUGUAGGAGUGUUGAUUCAUAAUAGCAGGAUUUUUUGCUCUUUAUUUUGAGGGUAAACAUUUUGUUGCAAUCUUCAAAGUCAGUAGCUGUUCAAGAAUUUAAUAUAUGGACUACUUUAGAAACCAGUUUCACAGAGCUUUAGUUUACAAUGCUGCGCUAUUGUCAAACUGAAAUUCAUGUGUCUGUUAAUCCAAUCACCACAGUAAAUGAUGAGUAUACCCCACAGAAAAUCUAAGAAAACAAUAUAUGAAAUUUAGGAAAUGUAAAAAGAAUUCUUUACUUUUUUUUUUUUGGUGUUAUUUGAUUUAUAUUUACAUACAUUUCUGAAGCUUUCAUCAGACUUAUAAUCAUGAAAUACCUGCAUUUAUUGCAUCAGUGUCACUAUAUCUAAGGAUCUUUAGAGUAAUCGUGCAGUAUUUUGAGACUUUUAGGUUGCAGGUUGUAAAAAUUUUGUAAGUGCGUAUGUGAUUCGAUGUCAGGGCCCUGACUUAAAAGCUGUGGGUAGCUUCUGGGUGUUCCCAUUUCACAAACGACAAUCAUAUGAGAACUCAAGAUUAAUGUUAUCAGCAUCUUAUUUAAUUUUGUGGAUAAACUAAAUUAAAUGGUUGGUCUUUAUUGAUUUUAGACCAAAGCUGCUGCUUUGUUUCUUAACGUUGAAAUUUCAGCUGAGCUUUGACAGUUAUUUCUUGCGGGUAAAUCUGAUUCAGUUUUCAUCCAUAUUAGCAGUUAUUUUAGUUCGACUUGUGCAAAAAAGGAGCACAUAGAAUUUUCUUUCUUUCAGUUUGUUUUUUCUUUGAAUUAUAUUUACAGGCCUGAAAACUUUUUUCAAUCUCCACACUUUUGUAACUGGAAAUAAAAUAUACAA
Messenger RNA from Cheilinus undulatus (humphead wrasse), 1825 nucleotides. RefSeq names its product T-cell surface glycoprotein CD8 alpha chain-like. The record is from RefSeq and is a predicted model, not a curated record. The transcript is spliced from 7 exons. Lineage: Eukaryota; Metazoa; Chordata; Actinopteri; Labriformes; Labridae. The coding region runs from base 263 to 931 and encodes 222 amino acids.